AUGUCUUCCGUCUUUACCAUCACAGUUACCAACAACGUGGGUUACGAUGUGGACAUCUUCAAUGUCUUCCAUUCCAACCCCAAUCCCACCUCCGGUACGACUGUGGCAUCGACCUACACCAAGUUGGCCACUGUACCCAACGGCGCUGUUGCCCAGCAGGUGCAAGGCGUGCCGGAUGGUAGCAGUCUGCAGGCGAUGAUUACAGGAAAUAUCGCAACACUGAACGGCAACUACUACCAGCAGUUCCCAGUGGCCGUGAUGGCUGUUUCCGAUUUCGCACCAACACUCGCCUUCACUCUCACUAGCGAUAUGCUGCAAAACAUGGUGGACUCGUUCCAGUUCAUCAAGUACAUGCAAGCCUACCCAUCCUCGGCCCUGGCCAAAGGGUUCCGCGCAGCGCUAGCUCAGAAGGUCCCAACAGAGGCGAUCAACACCUUUUUCACUGGCACUUCUAAUUUCCAGCAAUGCACUUACAGCACCUGGAAUGUAGUUUUCACGUGGCAAACCCAGUUCACGAGCGCCUGGCAAGGUACAUACUACCUCUACACUACGGACAGCAGCAGCGCGGACAGCACUGCCACUCCGCCUGCCACUCCGCCUGCCACUCCGACUGCCCCGACUCUGGUAGCAACCCUGGCGAUUACGGCUAGCGCAGCGGCCAGCUCGGCACAGCUGACAAUGGCUGCCAAAGGUGGUCAGAUUAUCCCGGUAGCGAUGCCAGGCGAUGGCACCAUGCAGGAGCAAAACGCAGGCACUGGCGACCAAUCCGUGUCCCUCAACCCGGUCUGGAUGAGUGCUGUGCAGACCAGCGACAAGACGGGGGAUGCCUACACCGUCAUUGGAGCUGCGUUUGCGGGCACCAUCAACAACGUGAACGUGGCUGGUAACAUCAACACGCUCGUGGUCCCAAGCAUUCCGAGUACCUCGCCGACCUUUGAUAGUGUGAUGUCUUCUAUUAGUCACUAUAGUGACAAGUUUGGGUCCUUGAUAGGAAUCUUGACAGGCGUUGCGACGGUCUUGAUCAUGUUCAAGGACAGCAAGGCGGCUGAGAGGCAGAGGAUCCUUGAUGCACAGAAAGAAGCCAAGACUGAGGCAGACGCGAAAGAGAAAGAAACCAAAAUCAAAGCGGAAUCCGACGCGAAAUUUCAGUCUGAGCUCAGUCAAGUGUCACCAACUGUCGAGAAUCUGGCUUCUCAAGCGGAAGACGGGUACAAGGCGGUAGCUGUGGCCGACAAUGUCCAGAAGGACAUGAAGACUGUGCUCAAGGAGGGAGGAGAGCUGAAUCAGGAACUGGUGGAUGGUUCUUCAGAUCCGGCAAUUGAGAAAACUGAGGAGAAUCUCGAAGGCGCCGUUGGGGACCUUGCAGACGCCGACAAGUCUGGCACGAGUGUGGCUCAGGCCGAGGCAGAUUUGAAAAACGUCGACAAGACUGUUGCGGACACAAGUGAGGAUCUGAAGAACGAGGUGCAAAACGCGACCAACACGGCUUCACAGGGUGAGGAGACGGCAGAAAAGGGCGUCGAGAAGGUCAAUGAGGAGGUAAAGGAGCAAGCUAAGGAAACAGAGGAGGUUAAGGAGGAGGAGAAGGCUGAGGCCGAAGCAAAAGCGUCCGACCCAGUAGAUGACAAAGAAUUUGGCAAUGAGAAGCGAGAGGGCGAGGGCGAGGGCGAGGGCGAAGGUGAAGGUGUGCAUAUCGGAGGAGGAGAAUAG
Fusarium pseudograminearum CS3096 is the source of this 1710-nucleotide messenger RNA. RefSeq lists its product as uncharacterized. The coding region runs from base 1 to 1710 and encodes 569 amino acids. Lineage: Eukaryota; Fungi; Ascomycota; Sordariomycetes; Hypocreales; Nectriaceae. The record is from RefSeq and is a predicted model, not a curated record. The transcript has a single exon.